This is a messenger RNA of Onychostoma macrolepis, 1323 nucleotides long. Its product is annotated as zinc finger protein 239-like. Gene Ontology annotation, molecular function: DNA-binding transcription factor activity; RNA polymerase II cis-regulatory region sequence-specific DNA binding. The record is from RefSeq and is a predicted model, not a curated record. NCBI's taxonomy places the organism in Eukaryota, Metazoa, Chordata, Actinopteri, Cypriniformes, Cyprinidae. The transcript has 2 exons. The annotation marks the transcript as partial. Gene Ontology annotation, biological process: regulation of transcription by RNA polymerase II.
AGAAUAAAACACGAGGAACCAGAACCCGAACCUGAAACCUGGAGAAUAAAACACGAACCAGAAACAUGGAGAAUAAAACAGGAGGAACCAGAAUUUUUGAGAAUAAAACACGAAGAACCAGAACCCUGCAGAAUAAAACAGGAGGAACCAGAACCUGAACCAGAACCCUGCAGAAUAAAACAGGAGGAACAAGGAGAGUUGAUUAAAGAAAACAAGGAGAAUGAAGAAUCAAGUGAAGCUGAGGAGAAAAAUCAUGUCAAACCUGGAGAAAAAACUUUGAGUUGCUCUCAAACCAAACAGAAAGAUUUAAAGAAAAGAGGAGCAGAGAAAUCUUUUAUCUGCACUCAGUGUGGAAAGAGUUUCACACACAAACAUCAUCUUAAGUGUCACAUGAGGUUUCAUACGGGAGAGAAACCAUACACUUGUGAUCAGUGCGGGAAGAGUUUCUCACAGUCGUCGCACCUUAGGGGCCACAUGUUCAUCCACACUGAAGAAAAACUGCACGCAUGUGAUCAAUGCGGAACAUUUUUUUCGAGGCCUUCAAACCUGAAGAUACACCUGAGUGUUCAUACGAAGGAGAAGCCACAUUCAUGUCAUUUGUGUGGAAAGUGUUUUUCAUGUCUAGAAUAUUUGAAAGAACAUCUGAAAAUACAUUCUGGUGUGAGAGAUUAUAUGUGCAUUGAAUGUGAAAAAGCUUUUACUUCAGCAAAGUGUUUAAAACGGCACCAGAGGGUCCACACUGGAGAGAAACCUUAUAAGUGUUCACACUGUAACAAGAGAUUCAGUCAGUCAGGAAGCCUGAAAAGACACGAGAGGAUCCACACCGGAGAGAAACCGUAUCACUGCACUGAAUGUGGGAAGAGUUUCAUUCAAUCAUCUGCUCUACACAUUCAUACAAAAAACAAUCACAGUAAGUAGAUCAUCUUCAGAUCCAGCACUUUCAGGUCUGAUGCUGACUCCUCAGCAGAUGUGACACAAUAAUGCAUCAAACAAUAAAAUAUCAUCUGGAUAAAUCUGUCCUAACCAGACAUUACAAGUGACAUGACAAAGAAACAUUAUCUAAAGUUUUCACAGUGAAUAAAGUUCAUCUUCAAAACCAGCAGAUUCAACUAAGAUUCAGAUCAACUCAAAGAUGGAGUUCUUCCUCAAAGAACAGUGUCAAAUAGUUUUAUGUCAUUUUGUUUCAUGAUAUAAAUGAUAUCACUGUGUUUUCUUAUGAGUUGCAUAUUGUGUUCAAUUGUCUUAUGAUGCAUGUAUCACUUGUACUGUGAGAUUCAGAUCAACUCAAAAGCCCUCUUCGGAUUAAAGGGGUGGUUUACUGCU